Molecule: messenger RNA, 1815 nt
Organism: Mesitornis unicolor (brown roatelo)
Lineage: Eukaryota; Metazoa; Chordata; Aves; Mesitornithiformes; Mesitornithidae
Gene: DNAI1
Product: dynein, axonemal, intermediate chain 1
Exons: 17
Biological process (GO): cilium movement; outer dynein arm assembly
Cellular component (GO): outer dynein arm
Molecular function (GO): dynein heavy chain binding; dynein light chain binding
Source: RefSeq, a predicted model, not a curated record
GGCCAAAGUGGACCGUCAGGAAGAAAGGCAGUACCACCAAGGCCUGCUAAAGGUGUAGCUAAAAAAUGGGAUGAAGAUGUCUCCACCGAAGUGGGAGAGGGGGUAGAUGAAGGGGCAGCAGGAAAGACUCUAGUUAAACCCCCAGACCAACUGGAGCUGACUGAAGCUGAAUUAAAAGAGGAAUUUACACGUGUCCUGACAGCUAAUAAUCCCCAUGCUCCUCAGAAUAUUGUCAGAUACAGCUUUAAAGAACGAACAUACAAACCAAUAAGCCAUGUGGAUCAAAUGGCCAUUCACUUCACUUUGAAUGGAAACUUGGUACCCAAAGAUUCAGAUGAAGGCAGACGGCAGUGCGCCAGAUUAAGCAUUACAUCAGAAAAGGCUCCUGUUGAGACUUCUGCAAUACCGUCUGAAGAGGCAGAGAUUAAAGAUGAAGAAAGCCGGGGAGAUACUCAGGCUGCAGGAAAGGAAGAGGCAGAGGAGUCAGGAACAGCAGAAGCAGCUGAGGCAGCAGAGGAAGAAGAGUCUCCUGCCCCAAGAGUGAAGGAGCAGAAGCUUGCAAAUCAGUUCAACUUCAUUGAGAGAGCUUCAAUGACGCUCAGCAACCCUAUGCAGGAAAGAGCUUGUCAAACGGAGCCUACACCUCGUAAAAGUUUGUCAGCCUAUGCUAACCAGUGGAUUAUCUAUGAUGCCUAUGUGGAGGAGAUUCAAAAACAGGAAAUGUCAAAAGAGAAAGAAAAAACAAAAGCUCCGAUAGCAAAAAGAGAAGCGGUGAAGAAGAAGGGAAGAAAGCCAACCUCUCUGGAAUCACAGAGUGAUGAUAUAACCAAGAUCUCAAAGGCUGCUAAAAUAAUUGAGCGGAUGGUGAAUCAGAACACAUUUGAUGACAUUGCACAAGAUUUUAAAUAUUUUGAGGAUGCCUCGGAUGAAUACAGAGGCCAACAAGGAACCCUGCUCCCACUCUGGAAGUUCCAGUAUGAUAAAACCAAGAGCCUUGCAGUUACUGCCAUCUCCUGGAAUCCAAAAUACAAGGACCUAUUUGCAGUGGGAUAUGGCUCUUAUGACUUCACGAAGCAGGGCCAAGGCAUGAUCGUGCUCUAUACCAUGAAGAACCCCUCGUUCCCAGAGUAUGUCUUCAGCAGUGAGAGUGGCAUCAUGUGCUUGGACUUUCAUAAUGACCACCCGCACCUCAUGGCAGUGGGCUUCUAUGAUGGCAAUGUGGCCAUCUACAACUUGAAGAAGUCAACCUCCCAGCCUAGCUACAGGAGCAGUGCUAAAGCAGGAAAGCACACGGAGCCAGUGUGGCAGGUUAAGUGGCAGAAAGAUGACAUGGAGAACAAUUUGAAUUUCUUCUCAGUCUCCUCGGAUGGGCGGAUUGUUUCAUGGACUUUAGUUAAGAAUGAGCUGGUUCAUACAGAUGUCAUCAAGCUGUCAGCAGAGGGAACAACGAUGCAGUGGCCAGAGGGGCUGCAGCUGCAAAUGCUUGGCUGUGGGACAUCAUUUGAUUUUCACAAAAAGAUAGACAAUUUGUUUCUCGUUGGUACUGAAGAGGGAAAGAUCUAUAAGUGUUCAAAAUCCUACUCAAGCCAGUUUCUGGAUGUGUUUGAAGCCCAUCAAAUGGCUGUGGACUCAGUCAGCUGGAACCCCUACCAUUUGAAAGUCUUCAUUUCCUGCAGCUCUGAUUGGACAGUCAAGAUCUGGGAUCACACCAUCAAGACUCCGAUGUUUGUUUAUGACCUGCGUUCUGCUGUAGGGGACGUUGCCUGGUCCCCAUACUCCUCCACGGUCUUUGCUGCAGUCACCACUGAUGGCAAG